Gastrolobium bilobum is the source of this 1649-nucleotide messenger RNA. RefSeq names its product E3 ubiquitin-protein ligase SGR9, amyloplastic. NCBI's taxonomy places the organism in Eukaryota, Viridiplantae, Streptophyta, Magnoliopsida, Fabales, Fabaceae. The transcript has a single exon. The record is from RefSeq and is a predicted model, not a curated record. Gene Ontology annotation, cellular component: cytoplasm. Gene Ontology annotation, biological process: protein ubiquitination. Gene Ontology annotation, molecular function: ubiquitin protein ligase activity. Bases 105 to 1034 code for a protein of 309 amino acids.
AUUAAGGACUACCGACUUUAAAAAAGAUAAAGAUUGUGGUAGAAAAAGGAACAGGAACCAAGGACACAUUGGUCUGUUAUGAUAGUAAUGAAUGACUAACACACAUGUGCAUAAAAAGCAACAUUCCUACUUACAUAGUUCACAAUCUAAAAAGCCGAAGUCCCAAGCACAUGAUCCCACAAUCAAUGGAAGAAACAACAGCAACCAUCAUGGCUGCACUCUCCACCUUCACUCCUUCCCAUUUAUCAGAUCUCACUCACUCCAUUCUCUCAGCCACCCACCACCACCACCGUCGCCUCUCCUUCCUCCUCUCUUCCCCAACUCUUUUCUCCCUAACCCUUCAUCACCUUCACACUCUCUCUCUUCCCCAAAAGACUCUUCUCAUUGCCCGCCACCUCCUCUCAUCUCUCCACCGCCUCACCCGCCACAUCCAACCGGAAAACAGAACAUCACCGCCGCCUCCGCCGCCGUUAUCCACCACCAUCAGACAGCGCGAUCUCGAUGCUGUUUUGCUGCUCCUCUUGCUCUGCGAGACCCACAACCACAACCCAGAAGCUCUAGAGGGACCCUCUUCUGAUUGGAGGGUGAACUUGAGCAAGCUUUUCUCUGAUGAAUUGUUGGUGCUUUCUUCUUCUUCUGUGCCCGUUGGGGCAUGUUCAGGGACAACCUUGAUUCCCUUCGUUGAGAUGGUGAGCCGGUGUUGGAGACUCGUGGGUGCACUUGGUUGUGGCGGCGGCGGUGGUGGGAAGGAAGUUGGGGAGGUGGCGGCGUCUGCGGCGGCGGUGGUGGCGCUGCCGUCGGUGGAGGUGAUGUUGGGUGGGAGAGAGUGUGUGAUAUGCAAAGAGGAGAUGAGAGUCGGAAGGGACGUGUGCGAGUUGCCAUGUCAGCACUUGUUCCAUUGGAUGUGCUUAUUGCCGUGGCUGGGGAAGAGGAACACGUGUCCUUGUUGCAGGUUCAGGCUGCCGUCCGAUGACGUUUUCGGAGAGAUCCAACGGCUGUGGGAAGUUUUGGUUAAAAUAAGUGGAAAAGAAUAAGAUGAUUCCUUAAAAUAACCUUUAUAGUUUUAAAUAUUUGUUAAGGAAGAGGUUAUAUUUAUAAAUUUUUUGUUUAUAAAUUCUUACAAAUUACAAUAAGUAUGAUCGGUCAUACCUUCAGUUAAGAAUAUAUAACCGGUCAUAUUUAUGUAAUUUGUAAAAAAGAAUUGUAAACAAAUUCUUCUUCUUCGCUAAAUCACAUUAUUUCUCACUCCCCAAAUGAAUUGAAGGUGGGUGACUAGAUAGGGCUGUCUCCGAGGAAGAAAGGGAGGUGGGGCACACAGUCAAGGGCUUGUGAUUUUUGUGAUUGGGAGAAUAUGGCGUAGCAUGGUUGGUUCAUGGCUGAAUUGCUUGCAUGUCUUUGUUUUGGUUUGGAUAUUUCUGACCUCAGACAGGGACUCCUGUGGUAGAGGCUACAGGGUAUGAUUGUGUGGCCAAGUCAAUGGAAGGAUUACAAGUGUGAUUGUAUAUAGAUAUGUCGAUAAGACGAUAAGUAUAUACUCGAUAAAUUGAUUGGGCAAUUGCAAUAGCUUUAGCAAUGUGUUCCUCAUAGAUGCAUGGAAUAAGUUGAUUUGCAUUAAUUGCUAAUUUGUUGUUAGCCUCAUGAUUUAUGUC